AUGGACAACUUUCGCAAGAUCGACAUUGACCAAUACGACGAAGAUGCGAUCACAAAUGAGGAGCUGGUGGAGCCGUACCCGAAAUCAGCGGAAGAUGCGCUAGUAGAAGCCAAGGCGAAGUCCACUGAAGUUAGGACGUUGAUUGGAAGGGGCGACACAGCGGGCGCAUUGUCACUUGUUCUCUCGGACUACCCUUACGGGCCGGAAGUCGAAGAUGCAAAGCACGUAACACUGCAAUCGCUGCUCGAGAUUGUCAACAGCACCAAAUCAAGCGACAUCUCUAAUGCAGUCAAGUCGAUCUCGAUCGACCAGCGCGACGCACUUAUGAAGUAUCUCUACAAGGGACUCGAAUUGGGUGGUGAGAGAGAAGGUAUCAAUUGCGCUGUUCUCCUUGGCUGGCACGAACGGUUGACCGAGGUCGCAGGAACCGGUUGUAUCGUCCGCGUCUUGUCGGAUCGUCGUAGAGUCUAG
Mycosarcoma maydis (corn smut) is the source of this 471-nucleotide messenger RNA. RefSeq lists its product as uncharacterized. The record is from RefSeq and is a predicted model, not a curated record. The transcript is spliced from 4 exons. Gene Ontology annotation, cellular component: Arp2/3 protein complex; cytoplasm; actin cytoskeleton. Gene Ontology annotation, molecular function: actin filament binding. Lineage: Eukaryota; Fungi; Basidiomycota; Ustilaginomycetes; Ustilaginales. The coding region runs from base 1 to 471 and encodes 156 amino acids. Gene Ontology annotation, biological process: Arp2/3 complex-mediated actin nucleation; regulation of actin filament polymerization.